Mucor mucedo is the source of this 612-nucleotide messenger RNA. RefSeq lists its product as uncharacterized. The transcript is spliced from 3 exons. NCBI's taxonomy places the organism in Eukaryota, Fungi, Mucoromycota, Mucoromycetes, Mucorales, Mucoraceae. The coding region runs from base 1 to 612 and encodes 203 amino acids. The record is from RefSeq and is a predicted model, not a curated record.
AUGCAGUUUUAUUGUGGACAAAAAACAAGUAUGUUUACUCCUAAUACAAACUUGAAAGACUUUGGUCGUAACGACAUGGAACAUCCACCAAAUAGCCAAAUGGAGCUUCCAUCACUUCAUCAACCGGGGCAUACACCUCUUAAGCUCCCAUCAUUUGCUCAAUUGACCUCUUCCAUCUUCCUGCCUGCACGAGUAGGAUCUCUACCGCUUGGUCUUCAUCCUCGUCUACCCCUCAUUAAUCCCAAACCUGGGCUAUUCACUUAUCGUCAGCCUGAUUUGGUUUGUCGCUCUAACCCCGCUUUGGUUUCUACCUUUGGAUUCCCAUCCACGUCUCAGUAUAGAUUCAAUGCAUCCUCACACAAUGAACUGCCUGUUCAAAAGGUAUUAAAAUCUGUAGCAUCUCUUCGCCCGGUUAAUCUUAGACCAGCUCUUCGCGGCUCUCCACAACCGGUAAUACACAGUGGUUAUGAGCCAGCUACUGAGCCAAAUCCCGCCGCUCAGUCUGAGCAUAAUCCUGCUGGCGUAUCUACCGAGGUACCUAGAGUACCUGUGCGAGAGAAAAACCACAGGUUAGAAAACCCAAGGCAGAAUCCAAUCCUGAAGGCGUGGUAA